Molecule: messenger RNA, 727 nt
Organism: Sinocyclocheilus anshuiensis
Lineage: Eukaryota; Metazoa; Chordata; Actinopteri; Cypriniformes; Cyprinidae
Exons: 2
Source: RefSeq, a predicted model, not a curated record
AAAUGAGAUCGGUCGCCUAACACAACAACUGGACUACAUCCAAGAGAAGUCCGACAGCAUCAGAGAGGAACUCAGACAUGCCUACGAGCUGCGCCCUGAGCCUACAAAGACACGACGGGCACCCGUCUCACCCCUGCCAAGCAGGACCGGGUCACCUGUUCCUCGACUGACACGUGAGCAAAAGGGCGAGGGGACAGUGCUGAAACAUUCACCGACUCCCUCUGAAGAACUUUACCUCACAACAAAGCUAAAAGAACUUGCUCCAGCCAGCCACAGAGCAUCGCAUGGCUUGGACCUAAAAGACCUCGACAAGCUCGCCAGAAACAUUGGCAAAUUCACCCCAAGUGUGCCAGGUAGCCAGGAUGUCCAAGCUUAUCUGCAAGACGUCAAUUUCCAUCUGGAAAUGAGACUCAAUGUCACGGACAAAGAUAGACUCUAUUUGCUCCGAACAACAGCCAGCCCUGACGUGCGCAGUUUCCUGGACAGGCAGCCUGCUCACACAAAGGCUGACUACCACCUCCUCCGAGAGGCCCUCAUUAAAGAAUUCGCCGACCCUGAGUCAGAACAAGGACUAGUGGCUGCCCUGGAGACGAGACAAGGACGUCGUGAAUCUCCUCAAGCCUACUACAGCCAACUCAGACGAGCAUACUUCAGAACUCUAAACGAACCGGACAUGGAAGAUGAUCUGAACCUCAAAACUCUCUUCCUGAGAAACCUCCAUCCUGGA